AUGGCGCUACUCUCUCCUUUGCAGCAGUGUAGCAGCAACAGCAGCAGCAGAUGUUGCAGCAGCACCCCACGCAGAACUAUCGUAAGCGACAGGAGCGCUGGCAGCAGCAGCAACAGCAAGAGCAGCAGCAGCAACGAUAGCAGUAGCAGCAACAACAACAACAGCAAGACCAGCAGCAGCAACGACAGCAGCAGCAGCAGCAGCAGCAACCACAGCACCAGCAACAACAACAACAGCAAGACCCGCAGCAGCAACGACAGAAGCAGCAGCAGCAGCAAGAACAGCAGCGACAGUAGCAGCAGCAGCAGCAGCAAGAGCAGCAGCAGCAGCAGCAGGGGUCUGCGUCUUUUGUCUCCUUUUGUUCUUCGUAAUUCACCCCACAGUGUUGGCUUUAAACGGCAGCAGCAGCAGCUGCAGCAGCUGUGGACGCGAGAGCUGCAGCGGCAGCAGCAGCAGCAGCAGCAGCAAAGUUCUUCGUUUGUUAGUAAGUUGAAACACUUUGCUGCUGCUUUGGGUCUUCAACUGCAGCGCCUGCUGCGGUGUUCGCAUGUCCGUGCGGGUUUGCUGCAGCAGCAGCAGCAGCAGUUGCAGCAGCAGCUGAAGCAGCAGCUAAGCAGCCAGAAGCUGCUGCUGCAGCAGAAAGGAAAGAGGCUAAAGCAGCAGCAGGAACUCGUAAUUGAGCGACUGCGGCAGCGGCUGCGACUGCAGCAGCAGCAGCUUGGAAGGCAGCUGCAGCAUCAGCAGCAGCAGCAGCAGCAGAUGCUGCAGCAGCGGCGCAUCUUCUGGGCAGAAAGAAAACGCAGGCAGCUUGCUGCUGCUGUGCUGCUGCUGCAGCAGCAACGCCAGCAUAUAGGAGCAGCAGCAGCUGGUGCUAGAGAUCGUCUGAAGGGUCUUUGGCGUCGCUACGGUUGGACAGCCGUCGUUUCUUAUACAAUGUACGUAGCUAGCUAG
Molecule: messenger RNA, 951 nt
Organism: Eimeria acervulina
Lineage: Eukaryota; Apicomplexa; Conoidasida; Eucoccidiorida; Eimeriidae
Exons: 3
Coding region: 1-951 (316 amino acids)
Source: RefSeq, a predicted model, not a curated record